UUUGCUUACUUGAACUACCAUGUGCCUCGGACGAGACGAGAGAUUUUGGACACCCUAAUCAAAGGUCUUCAAAGAUUGGAGUACAGAGGAUAUGAUUCUGCUGGUGUGGGAGUUGAUGGAGGCAAUGACAAAGACUGGGAAGCCAAUGCCUGCAAAAUCCAGCUCAUUAAGAAGAAGGGUAAAGUCAAGGCACUGGAUGAAGAAGUUCACAAACAGCAAGAUAUGGACUUGGAUAUAGAAUUUGAUGUACACCUGGGAAUAGCUCAUACCCGCUGGGCAACGCAUGGAGAACCCAACCCAGUCAAUAGCCAUCCCCAGCGCUCGGAUAAAAAUAACGAAUUUAUUGUUAUUCACAAUGGAAUCAUUACCAACUACAAAGAUUUGAAAAAGUUUUUGGAGAGCAAAGGCUAUGACUUUGAAUCUGAAACAGACACAGAGACAAUUGCCAAGCUUGUUAAGUAUAUGUAUGACAAUCGGGAAAGUCAGGAUACCAGCUUCACUACAUUGGUGGAGAGAGUCAUUCAACAAUUGGAAGGUGCCUUUGCACUUGUAUUUAAAAGUGUUCAUUUUCCAGGGCAAGCAGUUGUAACAAGGAGGGGUAGCCCUCUGUUGAUUGGCGUACGAAGUGAACAUAAGCUCUCAACUGAUCAUAUUCCAAUACUUUACAGAACAGGCAAAGACAAGAAAGGAAGCUGUAAUCUCUCACGUGUUGACAGCACAACUUGCCUUUUCCCCGUUGAAGAAAAAGCAGUUGAGUAUUACUUUGCUUCUGAUGCAAGUGCUGUCAUAGAACACACCAACCGCGUCAUAUUUCUUGAAGAUGAUGACGUUGCAGCGGUGGUAGAUGGCCGUCUUUCUAUCCACCGAAUUAAACGAACUGCGGGAGAUCAUCCCGGACGAGCUGUGCAAACCCUCCAGAUGGAGCUGCAGCAGAUCAUGAAGGGCAACUUCAGUUCUUUUAUGCAGAAGGAAAUUUUUGAGCAGCCAGAGUCAGUUGUGAAUACAAUGAGAGGAAGAGUCAACUUUGAUGACUAUACUGUGAAUUUGGGCGGUUUGAAGGAUCACAUUAAGGAGAUCCAGAGGUGUCGGCGUUUGAUUCUUAUUGCAUGUGGAACAAGUUAUCAUGCUGGUGUAGCAACACGCCAAGUUCUUGAGGAGCUGACUGAGUUGCCUGUGAUGGUGGAACUAGCCAGUGACUUCCUGGAUCGAAAUACACCAGUUUUUCGAGAUGAUGUUUGCUUUUUCAUUAGUCAGUCAGGUGAGACAGCAGAUACCCUGAUGGGUCUUAGGUAUUGUAAGGAGAGAGGAGCUUUAACUGUGGGGAUCACAAAUACAGUUGGCAGCUCUAUAUCAAGAGAGACAGACUGUGGAGUUCACAUUAAUGCAGGUCCUGAGAUUGGUGUGGCCAGUACAAAGGCUUACACCAGCCAGUUUGUGUCCCUUGUGAUGUUCGCCCUCAUGAUGUGUGAUGACAGGAUCUCCAUGCAAGAAAGACGCAAAGAGAUUAUGCUGGGGUUGAAACGGCUGCCUGAUUUGAUUAAGGAAGUGCUGAGCAUGGACGAUGAAAUUCAGAAACUUGCAACAGAGCUUUACCAUCAGAAGUCAGUCUUGAUAAUGGGGCGUGGCUAUCAUUAUGCUACCUGUCUGGAAGGAGCACUAAAAAUCAAAGAAAUCACCUAUAUGCACUCAGAAGGCAUCCUCGCUGGUGAGUUGAAGCAUGGCCCUCUGGCUUUGGUGGAUAAACUGAUGCCUGUCAUCAUGAUCAUCAUGAGAGACCACACUUACGCCAAGUGUCAGAAUGCUCUUCAGCAGGUGGUUGCUCGGCAGGGGCGCCCCGUGGUGAUUUGUGAUAAGGAAGAUACCGAGACCAUUAAGAACACAAAACGAACAAUCAAGGUGCCCCACUCAGUGGACUGCUUGCAGGGCAUUCUCAGCGUGAUCCCCUUACAGCUGCUGGCUUUCCACCUUGCUGUACUGAGAGGCUAUGAUGUUGAUUUCCCACGGAAUCUUGCCAAAUCUGUAACUGUAGAAUAAAGAAUAUCUGAAACUCUAGGCAAUGAAGCAACACGAGACACCUUUUGUAUUUAAAACCUUGAUUUAAAAUAUCACCCUUUUAAGCCUUUUUUAGUAAAAAUUUAUUUAUAUAUCGGUUAUAAUUAUUCCACUCAAUUAGUGGUUUUUGUGAAAAUUACCUCAUAUUUUUCCAGUAAUCUGUAGAGGAGUUUGAAUAAUGGAAUCUAUAUUGGAAUCUGUGUCAAAGAGAUUUUAACUGUUAUUUUUUGUUGAAUUUCUGGGCCCUCUACUUCAUGUGAGAGGGUUGUAUAUUUUAAAACUCAUUGGCAUUUGUUUUACCGUGCCAUGCAGACUAGUGAGAGGGGAGUGUAUGAAAUUGGAAUAUCUAAAGCCACUUGCGGUGUAUCUCAGUGCAUUCGUGGGCAUUUCAUUAAGGUUUUCCUAAAUUAUACAGAAAGAGAAGAUGCUGUGAUUGAUUCUGAAACUUGUUUCUGUUAUGGUUUGAAAUCAAACUGUAAAACUGAAAAAUGGAAAACCUUUCUUGCUGGGGUUUAUAUCUAAACUAGGUUAACCUUAAGUUCUGAAAUGUAGCAUCUAAGAGUCUGUAGGUCAAGCGAGUUUAAGAAGCAAAUGAUUAUAAUAUGGCAUUGGUUUUCCUCAACCCUUAACAAAAUGUAUUUGCACAAAUAUAUAGCACAAACUUUACAUUUGAGUUGCAACAAUAUAAUUUUAAAAUUCAAGUUGGGGUGUGUACAUGUUGGGCAUCGUACACUUUGGUUUUUUUUUUCAUCUCCUAAAAGUGGUUAUUUUUAUUUCCAUGUAUCUGUAGUCUUUUAUUUUUAAGUAGCUGCUGGUUUGUUACUGUUGUUGUUGUUCUUUGAAAUUACAACUGAGAGCUGCUAU
Chrysochloris asiatica (Cape golden mole) is the source of this 2916-nucleotide messenger RNA. RefSeq names its product glutamine--fructose-6-phosphate transaminase 1 (gene GFPT1). The record is from RefSeq and is a predicted model, not a curated record. The coding region runs from base 223 to 2034 and encodes 603 amino acids. NCBI's taxonomy places the organism in Eukaryota, Metazoa, Chordata, Mammalia, Afrosoricida, Chrysochloridae. The transcript is spliced from 18 exons. Gene Ontology annotation, molecular function: L-glutamine:D-fructose-6-phosphate transaminase (isomerizing) activity; carbohydrate derivative binding. Gene Ontology annotation, biological process: carbohydrate derivative biosynthetic process; protein N-linked glycosylation; UDP-N-acetylglucosamine metabolic process.